Molecule: messenger RNA, 1744 nt
Organism: Leptinotarsa decemlineata (Colorado potato beetle)
Lineage: Eukaryota; Metazoa; Arthropoda; Insecta; Coleoptera; Chrysomelidae
Biological process (GO): N-terminal peptidyl-methionine acetylation
Cellular component (GO): NatC complex
Molecular function (GO): protein-N-terminal amino-acid acetyltransferase activity
Source: RefSeq, a predicted model, not a curated record
CUGUCUUCCUCCUCUUAAUUCUAAAUUCCACAUCAAUAUGUCUUGGUUGCAGUUAUUUUUUCAUCUAACAUUUUUAUCUUUUUGAAGCCAGCAAUGUUAUGAGAAGAAUAAAUAGGUGAUUAUUUUUCUUCUAUUAUUCUGGGCAAAAAAUGAACAAGACUCAUAAUAAAAAAAGUAAGGUUGAUAAGUGUCCUUCCGUCGCACACGAAAAAAAGAUCAAAGAUGUACCUAAGAACUGCUUUUUAAGUGAAAAAUGCCUCGAAAAUACAGAACUGAAGAAUGGCAUUGCAAAUGGGAUAGCUGAAGAUGACUCAUUACCAGUUAAAAGGAGAAAUGGAAAAGGUAAAAAAUGUAAGCAAAACAAUGAUAAACCUGUAAAUAUUGAAGAUGAAAACGAAUCUGAAACAAUUCACUUGGCGAAGACUGCCCACGAAGUUGAAAAAAAAAUAGACCAAAGUAGCAGAAAUAAAAAUGAAAUUUCAAAGGAUGUUAGAACUGUAAAUAGUGUAGAUAAUAAUAAAAAUGGCACUAAGAAUCUGAACUCUGAAGAUGAAAAAUUAGAUACUAAUUAUAAUAUUUCUUGUGAUAAUAUCCCAACUCCUGAUCUGGAUGAAUUGGAAUCUGUUAGUCAAACACAAUCUAUCGACAAUGUGAAUAACGAUCAGGGGGCCUCAAGUAGUUCGACUUUGAUAAGAGGUAGUGAAGAUAAUACACAGUGCAAAGAAGCAAUUUUAAACAUCACCAGAGAGCAUGUUGCAGAGAUAACAGAUAGUUUAAAAAAUGUCCAGUUAGAAGACAGCGAACUCAAGUCAUGUGAUUCUCUAAAAACAAAGCACAAGAUAGAUUUUAUACAGUACGAGUCUGAGAUGCAGAUGCCAAUGAUCAUGAAAAUCAUUCAAAAAGAUUUGUCCGAACCUUAUUCAAUUUACACAUACAGAUACUUCAUCCACAACUGGCCAAAGCUGUGCUUUCUGGCAAUGUGUGAAGGAGAAUGUGUAGGUGCAAUUGUAUGCAAAUUAGACCUUCACCGUAAAGUGAUCAAAAGAGGUUACAUAGCAAUGUUAGCCGUCGACCAAAAGUAUCGCAAACUUCGAAUUGGUUCUAACCUCGUUCGAAUGGCUAUUAGCGAAAUGUUACAGGGUAAUGCUGAUGAAGUAGUCCUCGAAACCGAAGUAACUAAUAAACCGGCAUUACAACUUUACGAGAAGCUAGGAUUUGUUCGAGAUAAGAGACUCUUCAGAUACUAUUUGAAUGGUGUGGAUGCACUGCGGUUGAAAUUAUGGCUCAGAUGAGUAUUUGGACGUUAUUACGACUAAUUUUUUCAGAUGCCAUAUUACACUUUUCACGUGAUUUGGUUUCUAGUUCAGGAUUCAAAGAGUUCAGGGUUAAUUUCAAAACAGGAAGUGAUAAAAACAAGGUAGUUGAUUAUUUAUUUUGUGUUCACAAACUGAUCAGAAAGUCUAUUAACAUUAUUUACUAUAUCAACUUACUCUUACUUCUUGAAUCCUGGACUUUAGUUAGAAUGAAGUAGUUGACUGUUGAAAAUUUUAUUCCUGUUGUUUGUUAUAUUUUUUUUCUUCAACGUGUGUUUUCAAGAUAUCUUUUAUUUCAUAUCCAUGAGUAUAGUUUGCAAAUGAAAGACAAAAAAACUGAAACACUCAAAAUUUUCAUAAGUUCAAUGCUACCUAACCUUUGAGAUUCUCUUUUCUUUGAGUAAAUAGACAAAUAAACAUUUCAAGAAAUC